Diorhabda carinulata is the source of this 2166-nucleotide messenger RNA. RefSeq lists its product as uncharacterized. NCBI's taxonomy places the organism in Eukaryota, Metazoa, Arthropoda, Insecta, Coleoptera, Chrysomelidae. The record is from RefSeq and is a predicted model, not a curated record. The transcript has a single exon. The coding region runs from base 605 to 1180 and encodes 191 amino acids.
AGGUUAUGUUUAUUUACGUGUAGUUUGUAUUUAGGGAUGCCAGAUCUCAUGUUCAAUCUUGGAUAUGUUUUGGAAAUAUAGGUAUUAAAUCUAUCAUACUCCAACGCCGUUCCUCGAUUCAAGAAUAUUAAUAUUUUCCGAAAUGUGUCUGAACUAUUGACGAUCUCCAGAAGUGAACUUUACCGCUUAUAUAUGUAUCUUAGUUUCAAAUAGCGGUAAUUGCUACAACUUCACUGUGUCUACAAAUUUAACAAAUAAAUUAAAUUCUGUAGUCAUGUAUCCCCGAAAAAGUGAUUAUCGCUCUGAUAAAAUUUAGUUUAGAUAGUUUGUGUUAGAGUUUUAGUUAAUUUUAGUAAGGCGCUUAUUGUUCACAUUUUUGUAUAUGUAGGUAGAUAAAUAAAAUAUUAUCUACAUGUAUUUUCUAUUGUCAUUCCCACUCCAGGAGCAUUAUAUAGAAAUUUAACGAUUUAUUAUGUACAUUAUGUAGUUGCCAACCACUGAAAAUGUUUGACAGUGACAAAUCGUAGAAUACAUCUUUUUAAUCAAAAUGUAGAAUCAUCAAAAUUCUCAGUGUACAUUCAAAUACUUAAUAUAAUACGAAAAUAUGCAAUCUCUAAAAUGGUUAGAUCCUUUGUUAUCAUUCAUAAAUAAGAAGCACAAAAUCAGUUUUAAUACUCAAUCGAAUAAUCUACAUGAAGCUCUUGGUCCAAUUUCUUGGCUAGAGGGUACUUGGAGAUCAGUGAAAGGUGUAAUGGAUCAUCCUAAAAUAAAAGUACCUUUUUUAUUUGAUGAAAUCGUAUCCUUCACAUCUAUGGGACAUCAACCGCUUUAUUAUUAUACGUCAGUAGCUACAAAUCCACAAGAUAAAAAUGCCCUGUUACAUCUCGAAGUAGGACAUCUAAUAAUUAAUGAAUGUAAAGCUGUAGGAUUAUUGGCUGUUCAUAGAUUCGGAUGUACUACAAUUGAGCAAGGAUUGUUGAAAAAUGAUACUGUUUUAGAAAUGUCUUCUUGUGAAAUUGGUUCUUCUAAAUUCAUUAAAAAACCACUUUACGGAACAUACAGGAUAUAUUCAUUAAAUAGACAUGGACAGUUAACUUAUAAAUUGGCGUUAGCAAGUUAUCCAGGAAAACUCGUCGAUCAUAUUUGGUGCACAUAUGAAAAACAGGAUAAUUGUACUUGACAUUUACUUUCGUUUACUUUUCUUUCUACAAAUUUAUAUUAUAAAAUCCAAAAUACUUUUUUAAGAAUUAAAUUUGUAAAGAAAAAAACUUCACAAUUACAAAUAUUUGUUUGGAAUAAUCACAUUCUAUUUCAUUUUUAAAUUUGAAGUUAUUAAAUUGAAUUGAACCAAUUCCUUUUUGUUUAAUGACAAAAUAUUACAUCAAACUUCUUCAAAACAAUAAUUUAUAUACUUAUGGCUAUGUUGUAUGGAUUGAUGGAAUUGUAUAAUUUUCUUGUGGUUAAAUUGUUUGAUUGAAAAUCUUUCAAUUAUUUUUUUUCUUGUAUUCACUUUUCGGGGUUGAUAGAUUGAUACGUACACUGUUAAAAAUGUCUAUGGUAAUUUACCAAGAAUGUGUAGGAGGUCUAUACGCAAAACUGUUAAUCAUAAACUUAUACAAUAUUUUCAUAGUAAGUCGAAUUAAAUUUUUUUUAUAAUUUUACAAUAUACAAACAUUAUUAUCGAAAAAUAAUGAACAUUCUGUAUAAUUAGUAUCCAAGCACCCUCAUUAAUGAAUUCCUUCUUACUGAUUAGUAAUUUUAACCAUCAUAUUAUGUUCAGAAAAAAAAAAUGGUUAUUGUAUAAGAAAUUUUUUUAUUGUGAAGGUAGAUUGUUUAGAAUUCAAUAUUUUUAAUGGUUUACUACUAUGUUAGAAAUCUUUCGUUUAUAUUUGUUUGAAGAAUUUUUUAUUUACUUUACAUUUCGAAUUGAUUUUUGAUAUUCAUAGGAAAUAUAACGUUCAAUAGAAUAUUUUUUGAUAUCUUAAAAUCUUAAAAUCUAUUAUCACUAAUUAAUUAAAACUUUCUUUGAAAUAAAAUUAAAAAUAUAUCUUGCUUUAUAUUGCUCUACUAAUUUUAUCUUUGAAAACACUAUUUUAUUCAAUAUGGAAAUUAUAUAACAAAAUAUGUAAUAUUUAAUUACUUAUUAUUUAAUAAAUCAAAACUUUA